Botrytis deweyae is the source of this 600-nucleotide messenger RNA. RefSeq lists its product as uncharacterized. Gene Ontology annotation, molecular function: heme binding; monooxygenase activity; iron ion binding. NCBI's taxonomy places the organism in Eukaryota, Fungi, Ascomycota, Leotiomycetes, Helotiales, Sclerotiniaceae. The record is from RefSeq and is a predicted model, not a curated record. The transcript has 5 exons. Bases 1 to 600 code for a protein of 199 amino acids.
AUGCGUAGAGGUACUGCUUUGAAACUUCGACAGGCAAAUGGGAAACCUUUCCUCGUUGAUGUUCCAGAGAAUCGCUAUCAUUUUGUUUCUACCUGGGACCAUAUCCAAGAAAUCAAUGCUGUCCACAUAACAUCCACGACCGCAUGUUUUGUGCUGCAUGAUUUCUGCCUUCGCCUUGAGUAUAUCCCUCUUAUCCGCCAAGAAGUUGAAUCGGUAGGAUGGGAGUCAUUCGAUACAUCCAAGGGUCAGGGGUUCCCGUUGCUCGACAGCUUCAUGAAAGAAUCAUCUCGACUGAAUCCAGUCGAAGCUAUGAGCACGCGGCGCGUAGCCCUUAAACCGUUUGAACUUUCCGGCGAUCACCAGGUCCCUGUCGGCGAAUGGGUCUGUACAGCUCCUGGUGCAAUGCAUCAUGAUUCUGCCUACUAUGCAAAGUCAUCCGAGUUUCACGGCUUCAGAUUUGUUGAGCCAUCCCUCUACAGAAAUAUUCUUGAGGCCACUAAUUUCGAGAUACCAGAGUUAGGCAAAUCAUCGGAAUUUGUGUCCGUUCCAGAUUGGCAGCUCUGGGGUACAGGGCGUAUUGCAUGGAAGCAUCAUGAAUAG